Chaetura pelagica (chimney swift) is the source of this 1355-nucleotide messenger RNA. It is a transcript of the gene FADS1, whose product is annotated as fatty acid desaturase 1. The coding region runs from base 1 to 1173 and encodes 390 amino acids. The record is from RefSeq and is a predicted model, not a curated record. Lineage: Eukaryota; Metazoa; Chordata; Aves; Apodiformes; Apodidae. Gene Ontology annotation, cellular component: membrane. Gene Ontology annotation, biological process: lipid metabolic process. Gene Ontology annotation, molecular function: oxidoreductase activity, acting on paired donors, with oxidation of a pair of donors resulting in the reduction of molecular oxygen to two molecules of water. The transcript has 12 exons.
AUGAAAUCCGGGGAGAAACCCGUUCGUUUCUGCACACCCACAGAUCCUUUCAUAGCAUUUCAUCUUGACAAGACACUCGUAAGAAAGUACAUGAACCCACUGUUGAUUGGGGAGUUGGCACCAGAUCAGCCCAGCUUUGAGCCCAGCAAGAAUAAAAAGCUGGUGGAAGAUUUCCGUGAGCUCCGUGCAACCGUGGAGAAGAUGGGGCUGUUCAACCCCAGCUGCACCUUUUUCAUGCUCUAUCUCUGUCACAUCUUGGUGUUGGAUGUUGCAGCUUGGCUCACCAUCUGGUAUUUUGGAGCAUCCACAGUGCCUUUCCUCUUCUCUGCAGUGCUUCUAGGCACUGUCCAGGCCCAGGCUGGCUGGCUUCAGCAUGAUUUUGGACACCUUUCAGUCUUUAGCAAGUCCAGGUGGAACCACUGGGUGCACAAGUUUGUGAUCGGCCAUCUGAAGGGAGCACCAGCCAGCUGGUGGAAUCACCUCCACUUCCAACACCACGCCAAACCCAACUGCUUCCGGAAGGACCCAGACGUUAACAUGCACCCCUUGUUUUUUGCUUUGGGAAAACCACUCUCUGUAGAGCUUGGUGUGCAGAAGAAGAAAUUCAUGCCUUACAACCACCAGCACAAGUACUUCUUCAUCAUUGGUCCCCCAGCUCUGGUGCCUCUUUACUUCCAGUGGUACAUAUUCUACUUUGUGGUGCAGAGGAAACAGUGGGUGGACCUGGCCUGGAUGCUGACCUUCUACAUCCGAUUCUUUCUCACCUACUUGCCCUUGCUGGGGGUGAAGGGCAUCCUGGGGCUUCAUCUGUUAGUCAGGUUUAUAGAGAGUAACUGGUUUGUCUGGGUUACACAAAUGAAUCACAUCCCGAUGCACAUUGAUUAUGAUAAGAAUGUGGACUGGUUCUCUACCCAGCUCCAGGCAACCUGCAAUGUUCAUCAGUCCCUGUUCAAUGACUGGUUUAGUGGGCAUCUGAACUUCCAAAUCGAGCACCACCUCUUCCCCACGAUGCCAAGGCACAACUACUGGAAGGUGGCUCCUCUGGUGAAGUCCCUGUGUGCCAAACACGGCAUCGAGUACCAGUGCAAGCCUCUGCUCACAGCUUUUGCAGACAUUGUACACUCGUUGAAAGACUCAGGGGAGCUCUGGCUUGAUGCUUAUCUGCAUAAAUAAGAAGCAGUGGAUCCUUCCAGAGGAAUUCCCCACCCUUGUUGCCUCCUGUGGUGAUCACCAGGAAGAUACUGCAGAGAGGACAGAGAGCUGGCUAAGCCAGAGGUGGGGAGGUGGCACCACUUAAUUCCACUGAUGAAAGUGAUUAAUAUGAUUAUUAUUAUUUUUUUUAAAAGCUGUGUUCU